Messenger RNA from Penicillium antarcticum, 1530 nucleotides. RefSeq names its product putative ubiquinone biosynthesis monooxgenase (Coq6). Gene Ontology annotation, biological process: ubiquinone biosynthetic process. Gene Ontology annotation, cellular component: mitochondrion. The record is from RefSeq and is a predicted model, not a curated record. Gene Ontology annotation, molecular function: FAD binding; 2-octaprenyl-6-methoxyphenol hydroxylase activity; oxidoreductase activity, acting on paired donors, with incorporation or reduction of molecular oxygen, NAD(P)H as one donor, and incorporation of one atom of oxygen. The transcript has 2 exons. Bases 1 to 1530 code for a protein of 509 amino acids. Lineage: Eukaryota; Fungi; Ascomycota; Eurotiomycetes; Eurotiales; Aspergillaceae.
AUGCGUUCAAUUUCCAGAGCCGUUCUGCGACCCUACGUCUGCCCAUCUUGCCGGCACUUUGGUGCUGGUCGGCGACGAUUCAGCUCUAAGCUAGCUUCUCCUGAGCUCUACGAUGUCGUCUGCGUUGGCGGCGGGCCCGCCGGCCUAGGGUUACUGGCAGCACUGCGAGCGAACUCCGUCACAUCAAAGCUCAAAGUUGCCCUCGUCGAGACCCAGGACCUCCGUAAGGCCCAGUCAUGGAACCUCGAACCAACUCAGUUCUCAAACCGAGUCAGCAGCUUGACUCCCUCGUCUGUGUCCUUCCUGCGCAGCAUUGGCGCCUACAAUCACCUCGAUGUCACCCGCGUCCAGGACUACCAUGACAUGCAGGUGUGGGACGGGCAAACCGGAUCCCGAAUAUCGUUUGACUGGUCCAUGGAGACCUCCCCAUUCGAAGACAUGCGCACGGUAGCAACAAUGACCGAGAACGCAAACCUGGUGCGCGCCCUCCUACGCCGCAUCACCGAGUCCGGAGACGAGAACCUCACCCUCUUCUCCAACUCCACCGUCGCCUCCAUCAACAACGGCUCCGACCUCCAACCCGAAGGCCCGGACCUCUCAGCUUGGCCCGUCCUCUCCGUCAAGCCAACAGACCCGGCCUCCACAACACCCCCAAAACAAAUCGCAGCCCGCCUUCUCGUUGGCGCAGAUGGCAUCAACAGCCCCGUCCGCUCCUUCGCAGACAUCCCAACCCAUGGCUGGGACUACGGCCGCCACGGCAUCGUCGCAACCCUCGCCCUAGACAACCCUGCAACACCACCCUUCCCAGCCUCAAUGCGAACAGCCUACCAACGCUUCCUCCCAGCCCUAGGCGGUCCAAUCGCUCUCCUCCCCCUCCCAAACAACCACGCAACCCUUGUCUGGUCCACAACCCCAGAGCACGCAGCCUACCUCAAGUCCCUGCCAACCAAGUCCUUCCUGGCAAUGGUCAACGCCGCCUUCCGCCUGGACAUGACCGACCUAACCUACAUGAUGGGCAUGGACACCCCAUCCACCACAACCCCAUCCGACUCAUCGCACGAAGACGAACUCACCUGGCGCAUCAAGCACACACCUAUCCCAGCACACAUCCCGCCCCCAGCAUUAGCAGUCCAAGAAGGAACAGUAGCCUCCUUCCCCCUCCGCUUCCGCCACGCAGCGCAGUAUAUCACGCCGCGCGUCGCGCUAGUCGGCGACGCUGCACACGUCAUCCACCCGCUCGCGGGGCAAGGCCUGAACCUAGGCUUGGCAGAUGUAGCUUGCCUCGCGCGAACAAUUCAGUAUGCUGUCUCGCACGGUAUGGAUGUGGGUGAUUUGCUUUCAUUGGAGCGGUACUCGUCUGAGAGAUACCUGCCCAAUGCUAAGAUUGGUGGUGCUUGCGAUCUGCUGCAUAAGAUGUAUACUGUUCCUGGCUCCGGGCCUGUUGCUUGGGCUAGGAGCUUGGGUUUGGAGACUAUUCAGCGGUUGCCUUUUGUUAAGGGCUUCCUUAUGAAGAAUGCCGAGGGGUAUUAG